AUGACAUCCUCCCCAGAAGAGCAAACCUGCGGGCGUCUAUUCAAAGAUAUUGCAAAGCGCAGCGAUGAAGGACGCUUUGUAGUUCAAUUGCCUUUCAAACCGGACAAACUGAUGCAACUUGGAGACUCCAAAGAGAUAGCCAUGCGACGCUUUAAACCUCUAAAAAGGCGUCAUGACAUAUGCGAGGUAACAUGUCCUUUGGAAUCUACUAACAAAACUUAUUACCUGCCACAUGCGAUGUACAAAGAAACAAGCACUACCACUAAGCUCAGGCAUGCCCUGACAGCGCACAUCAAGCAGAUGUACCGACAGAUGCUAAUCAAUUCCGAUCAAACCUCGCUUCAGCACAUUCUUUGGCGCGACUCUGUGAAUAAACCUAUUCGAACCCCCGAGCAUCUUACUGUUACAUAUGGUACGGCCUCUGCUGCAUUCUUAGCAAUCCAAUUCCUCGGAAAAUUAGCGGAGGAAAACAGCUUAAAGGUUCAUUGGUGCCAAAACAGUGCUAAUGUCUUCUAUGUCGAUGAUCUGGUGAUUGGCGCGGAUACUUUACAAAAAGCAUUAGCUAUCAAGACUGAAAUAUCCUAG
Molecule: messenger RNA, 585 nt
Organism: Trachymyrmex cornetzi
Lineage: Eukaryota; Metazoa; Arthropoda; Insecta; Hymenoptera; Formicidae
Exons: 3
Coding region: 1-585 (194 amino acids)
Source: RefSeq, a predicted model, not a curated record